AUGGCUUCACCCACCUUUUCGGAGGAGGGAGAACUGAGGGUCGAAUACGAACGCCGCAACGCGCCGCGACUCUCGGACCACAUAACACGCCGCGGACACGUGGGACCGGUACCGCUUCCGUCCGAAUCCGUAUACAUCCCGGCACCGCCCGCGCACACGAGCCCACCACGUGCUACUCAGUACCAGACACCGGGAAACGCGCCCAUACCGGGAAUGUGGCCGACGUCCGCACACGCAAACCCGGCACAACCGACCACAACGUGGUACCCGGAGCCCCACACUGCCACCGAUAUGUCGGCACACUCACAGCGCCCUUCCAUUCAUCUGAGCCAAGCCGACUUCGCGUCCACUCCAGCACGAUCACUACCCCAUCCGGCAACAAUGGCCAACUCGCCACGCCCUUAUCCUCUCGCUACGCCGCAAGACUGUGCGCGAGAGGCCUGGAAAAUCUUCGUCGAACUAGGAGAGCAGGAAGGGGCGGUGGUACCAGACGAUCCCAUGGACGCAGCGGACGCGGUCAUAGGAUGGCUGCGUUACUUCGCCUCAUCACUAAAGACGGGGAGGAUCUGGACGCGACACACCCGCUUCUACAACGACCUCGGUCGUAUGCGCGCAUUCGCCGACCUCCUACGCGCCUCUCGUGACAUGGGGGACAACAACUACCUCGAAUACGACUACGACCUCACGGACUUGGUCAGUCGGGCAGAGCGCGCGGGGCAGACCCCAUUACAUCAGAUAAUGAGCGAGGGAGUUCCCAUCACGCCGCUCGACCAUGCCCCAGUC
Schizophyllum commune H4-8 is the source of this 783-nucleotide messenger RNA. RefSeq lists its product as uncharacterized. NCBI's taxonomy places the organism in Eukaryota, Fungi, Basidiomycota, Agaricomycetes, Agaricales, Schizophyllaceae. The record is from RefSeq and is a predicted model, not a curated record. The annotation marks the transcript as partial. The transcript is spliced from 3 exons.